Kalmanozyma brasiliensis GHG001 is the source of this 9081-nucleotide messenger RNA. Its product is annotated as CRAL-TRIO domain protein. Gene Ontology annotation, biological process: regulation of GTPase activity. The transcript has a single exon. The record is from RefSeq and is a predicted model, not a curated record. Bases 1 to 9081 code for a protein of 3026 amino acids. NCBI's taxonomy places the organism in Eukaryota, Fungi, Basidiomycota, Ustilaginomycetes, Ustilaginales.
AUGAACUCGUACACGACGAUUUCAGCCAGUGCCGGCGAAGGCGUUGGCGACGGCAGCCGCAGCGGUUCCGUGAGCACUCAUGCAAGCAUGGAAGCAUCGGGCUCCGCAGCCUCUCACAACGGGCCCACCUCGUCUGCAGUCAGCGGUGGGGCAGAUCCCAUGCAGAUCUCAGAAGCUCGACGUCGUGGUCUUGGUCUGUUCAACGGCGAGCCACAUUCAUCGCCUGCAUCGCAAUCCUCUUCUCCCCUAUACCACCAAUCGCAAAGCAGCCGUCAGCUACAAUACUCGCACCAAGCUCAGCACUACCAGCAGCAGCAGUCGUCAUCCCAUCAACCUCAGCAUCCAUUAUACCAUCGCUCUUUUCACCAACAUCAACAUGGCAGCAACUCCAUAAGCAGCUCUGCCGGUUUCCGACCCGAGUCCACAGAUAGCGCCCUCACGCCUGCCUUUUCGAGCAACAACAUCCCACACAGCAGUCCAAAUCUCUUCAACGACGACGUGGAACUUCCAUCUGUGUCUGGUCAUGCUUCAACAGGCGUCUCUGCCGACAUCUCCAGCCAGAUCUUGAUCGCCAGCAUCGUCCAAAGGCUGGUCAACAAGUUACCAUGCAACUCGGGCUUGCGGCUUGGUGUCGUCGAGGGGGACGACUUGGUCCGCUCGUGCGUCAUGCAUCUCAUCAACCUCAGCCGCUUCCAGCUCGGCGUUGUCGUCAAGGAAUUGCUCGGAGCUAUCGAGGUCCUCGUCAAGCAAUCGUCUCAGCAGCGUCUCGAACAGCAGGCUAGCAUCGGAAUGCUCCACUCGCAGCUCUUCAUUCUCAAGAUCUUGGUCUCUUGUCUCAACCAUCAGUGGCGCAUCGCUUCGGGCACCAUAAACAGUCCUCGACCCGGACUCGAUCCGCUUCCGGAAACAGCCAGCACUCGCGGCACAAACGAUCAGAAUCAUCCAAAGCAAGCAGCUUCCACGUCAGCCCUCGGAUGGACCGAUCCACCUGCCAUGGACGAUACGCAGGCCAAACAUGUCCUCAGCGUCAUGACCUUGCUCAUCAAGCAGACCGUCGUCAGAGAGGAUGCUAGCUUUUCGUCCAUCCACGAAGUUGUCGAAUCGCGCUCCUCCGCCAAAACCGACCCUGCUGCAUCCAACGCGACGACUGGCCGUGCUGUCCCGUCCGAACGAUCGUUUCGCGACCUCAGCCUUCGCGAGACCGCAGCGAGCUUGUCCGGCAACAAGAGCUUCGGUGGUCACUCGAGCUCGAAGUUGGCGCGCGACGACACCGAGGCUCGCGACGACGCUGGCGCUUCCGGUCUCGGCGACAAGUUUCCCGAAGUCUUCAUGCCCAGCUCUCUGUGCCUCGCUGCGUCGACGAGUCUCUAUAUUCUCUAUCCUUGCUUUCCCCCGACCCGCUCGCCAUUCGACACGCCGCCAAGCAUCGAUCACGUCGAUCUGGCCAGCGCCGCUGCUGCUGCCGCCGCCGUCACCAAGGCUCAGUCUUCAUCGCCCACCGACAAACACGAGAUGGUCGACGUCGGCCCCACCGCCAGGUUCAACGCCUCCUCUUGGUCUACCACUUCCUUCAGCGCUGACGCCAGCGGUUUCGACGUGCCCAAUCAUCUUCAGACCCGCAUCUACCGUUACGCGAGUCAGAUCGUCUUCUACCUCAGCUCGAGCAACUGGGUCGUCGUCAACGCCCGUCUCCGCAAUCGGCUCUACUACCUUAGCUCCACCAUCGAGGAGGCCCCGAGCACGGCAGAGCUGCGUUUGCUCGAAUGCACCAACUUCAACCGCGCUCGCCUCGCCAGCGUGUUGCAGGAGGUCAGCGUCUCGUUCCCACAGCUCAAACGCAGCGCACAGUAUGCUGUCGCCUUGACGCUUCGCCGUGCGAUUUGGUCGUGGAUCCAGUAUCACCCCGAGGAAUACGCCAGCCUGGCCUCGGCCAACCGUCGUUUCGAAGGAAGCCCGGACGUGGUCUUUGAUCAGGUCUAUAACCUCGCAGACACCACCAAGCGCAAGAUCGCCUUUUGGCCCUUGCUGACGUCUCUGCUCGUCUUGUGUCCAGACCUUGUCGGCAAGGCCGCUGUCGGCGAGAACCGCAAAGCGAGCGGCAGUCUCGCAAAGAAGCUUUCGUUCAUCGACGGCCUGCGCAAGCCUCCUCGCAACAAUGCGCUCAUCGACGUUGCCACGCUCUGCUGCGUCGACAUCUUCAAGGCCGCAGCGUCCGUACCGUCUUCCGACAACGGUCUUCGCCUCAUUUACCACGAUCUCGUCGCCGAGGUCAAGGGGCGGCUCUUCGAUCCCAAGAAACCCCUCGCCAGCGGUAACAAGCCGAUCGAGCUCAUGCUCACCACCGAUCUGUUUGCUGCGUCCUUUCGCCUCGAUCCACAACGCACGAUUCGCGAACUUGUGCCGGUCUGCAUGGCCGAAUCGAGCCCCACCCACUUCAAGAUCGCGGUUGUGAAAGCAUGUGUGCUGCUCACCAGCGAACAGCAUCGCAUGCCAUGGGCUCCCGAGGUCAGCCUGUUGUAUCCGCAUAUCUCACGUCCCCUUCGAGCCCUGUUCAGGGAGAUGACCUUCCGAUUGCCGCGCUUCGACAACCGUGAGCUGGCUCGAAAGCGCGCAGCGGCACGCGUGACUUCGUCGGCCCACUUCCGCCAUGUCUCGCUGUCCGGAUCCGCGGCAGCCGCAGCCUCGAGCGUCGAGGAGCUUGGUCGCCUUGAUCUGCUCCAAUCCAUCUUGCAGCUAUGGACGCUAGAUAUUGCUUCGCUGGCCUACAACAUCGACUAUGAGCAAUCAGAGGCUUUCUCGUCUCUGUCGGGCGGCAGUACAACGUUUGACCGGGAAACCAUGCUGCGCAACGCCAUGUCCGUCGAUAGCAUGCUCGGCUUCACAGCUUCGGUCUGUUCGCUCUUCUUUACACCGCCAGAAUUCACGACAUUCCGCAAAAGCUGUGCUGCUCUGCUCGGUCGGGUCUACCAUUCCGGUCUGCUCGAUUCCAGAUACGCCGCAUUCUGCGAGCACCAGCGUCACGUGGCGCUUUCCUGCUUGCCCUUCUUCUUUACCAUCCUCACCGAGCAGCUCAUGUCGACCGACGACCUCGACAUGCAGCGGCACUUCCUGGACCUUCUCCGCCGCUCGCAGCAGAGGCGUGGCUUCUUCAUCAGCCAGGACGAUGACUGGAGCAUCACCGUUCAAUCGUCGUUUUAUCCGCCGGAGCACGAGCGCAAGCUCGAGUAUCUCUGGGUGCAGCUCGUCACAUUGCUCAUGAUCUGUUCGAGCGACACCGAGGUCUGCUCCCUCGCCAUGCAGUGUGCACGAGACCACGCACAACUCACCGUCGUCAUCAGCGACUACUACGAUCCACUUUCUGCCGAAUGGAUCCGGCUGUACACCGACCUGGCCGAUCCUAGCUUCCUUCACACGGGCCGCGUUGCUCAGCAAAAGCGGAUUCGAGCGCUGUUGCGCGACAUUGAAGCUCCUUCCGCUGCCAGCUGGCUCGCUUGGAAGGAGGCAUACUCGCGCUGGUCUGGCUUGACCCAGCUGGUCGCCCGUCCGAUGGCGGAACACACGCUGGCCGCACAGGAUAAAGCGGCACAAUGGCAAAACUAUGCAGGCUUUCUGUGUGCAUUUGGAGGCGCCUGCUUCUCAGCUUCCGCCACCAUCAGCUCCGAGAUCGAACCUAGCAUCGCCAAAAUUCUGCCACGCUUCUCCAACCUCGACGAACAGCCUGCGGUGCUGGUCGAGCGAUUCGUUCAAGAGAUGGUGGAUCUGCUCGUCUCAGACUCGCUGUGGAUCCGAGAGAAGGCAAAGGAAACGCUGGGUGUCGAUCUCGGUCCUCGCCUGAUCAGCAUCCUGUUCCGCCAGAUCCAUGCCGUGCUCAGCGACUUUUUCGACAAGCAGACAGGCUAUCCGAAGAUCAGCGACAUGUACACCGUCUUCGUCGAGCAGAGCAUCGGUGUUGCCACCAUGGUGCUCAAUCGCCUCGACGAGGCCAAAGCGGCUUCGUCCACGUCCAAGGUCGACAUUGGCUCCUUGAUGGUCCUCUUUGUCGAGUACGCCAACUCGCUUGGACGGGAUGAGCAGGCUCUACGCAUCAAGGCGGCCAUGUGUCAGAUGUGCGAAGCGCUGAUGCGCAAGAAGGCCGCCUUCAGCUUCUCGAACGAGCUCCGUGUCCGCAAUCGUCUGUUCCAGGCCCUGACUACGUGGACCUCCGAUGGUGCGGAAGGUGGAUCCUUUUCGAAUGCGUCCGAUGCCCUCGAUCGCCUUCAUCGCGAUCUCGACGUCGCGUGCCUCAAGUGCAUCUCAAUCCUGCUCGAUAAGCUGCCGUUGCUGCUCGCUGACGAUGCGCUCCUUCUCGACGACAAGGUGGAAGGCGCCAAGACACGACAUUUUGCCAUGUACUUUGGGUACUUCAUCAAGAUUCUCAACCGCACGCGAAAUCUGGAGACGGCGGCGGCCGUACGUGCACGAGCUCUGACGGAUGCAAAGGCGAUGGCGGGCACGAGGAACAACAAAAGCGACUCGGCGCGCGACUACACUCCCCUCCGAGAAUCGGCCAUCUUGGCGCUUUCGAACCUUCUGGCGUCCAACAUCGACAGUGGACUGCACAAUUCGCUACCUCUCGCCUAUCACGAGGAUGCACGUCUCCGCACUGCCUUCAUGCAGAUCAUGACCAACGUCCUCAACCAGGGCACCGCCUUUGACGAGCUCGAACGCAUGAGUGGGGCACGUAGGUCGGCCCGUCUCGUGGACUUGGUCUGUCAGGAGAACCUUCAGCUUGCGCUCGCCAUCUGUCAUGUAUGCCCCGGCCGCGACGUGGAACCGAUGAGCGUGCUCUUGCUGAGCAUGUUUGACGCAAAAGGCGGCCUCAUCCGCUUCCUUAAGGCGGCGGUCGAGGAAGAAAUCCAGCGCACUGCGACGGAGGAGAUGGUGUUCCGCAGCAACUCGUUCUGCACCACACUGCUCUCCACCUUUGCAAAGACGCACGGCUACGACUACCUUCGCUCCAUCAUGGCACCACUCAUCACCGAGUUCGCCCGCAAGCCACUCGGCUUCUCGGUGGAAAUGGAUCCGACGCGCAUUGAGCCAGGCGGAAGUGUCUUUGACAACCAGGCGGCUCUCGAGGAGAUCGCUCAGGCCUUCAUCGACGCCAUCUGCUCUUCGGCGCAUCGUGUGCCUGCAGUCCUGCGCGAGCUUUGCCGUCACAUUCGUGACGUCCUUGAUGCACGUUUCCCUGCUUCGCGCUACCAAGGCGUGGGAGGUCUCAUGUUCUUGCGUUUCAUCAGCCCCGCCGUCGUAUCGCCGCACAUGAUCGACAUCAACCUCACUGGGCCGAGCAAGGACCUGCGACGCGGCUUGGUUCUGAUCAGUAAGAUCCUCAUCACGCUCGCCAGCAACAAUCUAUUUUCAGGCCACAAGGAGCCCUUCAUGACCGGCCUCAACGACUUCCUCAAGAGCAACGUCUGGAAGGUGACUGCCUUCCUCGAUCAGGUCUCGGAUGCGCGCACAGAUCCGGAUCGUGUCUACGCUGCCGACCAACCACUUGGCUACGGUAUUCAUCCUGGCGUCUAUGGAGUCAGCGAGCGGGACCAGAAGACGUUGCACAAGUUCCUCUUCGAGAACGUCGACAAGCUCGGCAGAAAUUUGGCAGAUCGCGCCUCCAAUCCGACGACAGCAGAGGACCCGAGCACCUCUGUCUACUCCAGCGAGCUGCUUUAUCGACGCAGCGACGAAGCCAAGCUCGUCUACGAUGAGCUGUGUGAUGCAUUGGCCACCGCUGGCGAGCCCAAGGGUGAUGACCUGCCUGAGCCCUCUUUCGGCGCCCGCAACUUCCAGGACUUUGUACGCAGGCAUGCGGGAAGGAGCAUCGACGAGGAGAGCUAUCACUCUAUCUUCUACGAGGGACCUUUCUCUCGCGCUGGUCGACCCGUCCUCUACUACACCCUGCACAAGCAGAAAGCGGACACCAUCGACUUUGAGGGCCUCAUCUUCUACGUCCUGCAGACGCUCGAGCCGUUCGCUUAUCGCCAAUUCGACAUCGUCAUCGACACCACGGCCUGCCAGCCUUCCAACGUGACACCCAGUCAAUGGCUGCUCUACUUCAGCUCCUUGGUGCCAGCUUCGAUUCUCGCCAACGCAGUCAACGUCUUUUUCGUCAAUCCCAACACCAUCGCACGCGCGGAGCUGCAGUUCUGGAGCACAGCCACGUACAACGACUCCACGCUCAAACAUGAGGUCGCAGAUCGCAUGACCUCGCUGCAGAAUGUCGUGCACUGCUCCGCCUUGUCGGAAAUCGAGUUGUGGGUCGAAAGGCGCAAUCUCGCCUUGGACCAGAUGACCAUGACGAUCCUCGGCUCGCCUGCGGAGGUCAGCUUCGAUCAGAUCACCUUGGUCUGGUACUACCGUACCCUGACGCCGGUCACGUUCAACAUCGGCGGCGAGUAUCUGCAGAUCACCGGCUUGAAACAGCAAGACUGGCUGCCAAACACUUCCGUUCAGCUCAACGACGUCUUCCAUCUGUCCGACAUCGACGAUGUGCGCUCCAUCUCGAUCCGCGGUGACGACAAUACGUUCUUCCUGUCGUGCCGCAACGGCUCGAUGAACUUUGUCUUCACCAGUCGCGAGCGUUCCGAGGUGGUGCAGGCGUUGCGACAGGCAAAAGCACGUGCGUCCAAAUUCCGAGCCGACAACCCGGUCGAUCGUGUCCUGCGCCCGAACGACGUACCAGGCACGCUGCUCAACAUGGCGAUGCACAACAUCACCAGCAACGACUCCGCCUUGAGGCUCAGCGCUUACAACCUGCUCUGCGCGCUGUCAACUUCGUUCAACUUCGGCGCCAGCAGCGCCAAGAAGCGGCUGCUCAGCUCCCGCGGCCUGGCUCUUCCGGCCAACACGAUGGCGUUCGUCACGGACCUCAGCAAGGACUUUGCGGUGGCAGCACCGGGUGUCACUCUCGAGUUCUUGCUGUCCUUCUUCGAUGGCUUCGAGCGCGCAUCGCCCAGCCAAAAGACGGUCUGCCUGCACUAUCUGUCUCCCUGGCUGUCGAACCUCGUCAUGUUCGUGCACACCUCGCGUGAGGAGCAGGGCGAGCACCACCGGCGCAUCAAGGAGAUCCUUGGACAUCUCAUCAGCAUCACCACCAAGCAGCCAGAUAUGUACGCGAUCAUGCAGCGGUGCGUGUGGUCGCAGCUGAGCCGGCUGGACGACCUCAUCCCGACCUUCUUGGACGUGUUCGCCGAAGCCGCCAUGGACUCGGGCUUGCACACCGAGCGCUUCGAGGCCGUGCUCGACACGAUGGUCUCGUUCUCCUCGAUCAACAUGCGGGGCAAGCUGCUCUCCCGUUUGCGCAAGGUCGUGGCCAAGACGGCGCAGAAUCCGGUCGUUUCGCAGCUGCAUCUCAACGCCUCGUGGAAGGAGAUUGCGACGCUGGUGCGGAUGAAUAUGGUGCUGUCGUUCACCAACCGAGUCGAGGCGCUCCUAUACCUGCCCGAGCUGCUGCACGUCAUCUUGCUGCUCGCCGGCAAUGGUGUUGACGCGACACGCUAUUCCAUCUACGGCAGCGCCAUCAAUCUCGUACAUUCGCUCUGCACCGAGGAUCCGCGCGAGGCUCGGAAGCCGGAGGAGGCGACACCACGCAGUGCCGAGGCGGUGGCCAAGCUGCGCGUGUUGCUCGACCAGCUUUCCAAGCCCGAAUCGCUCAAGCUGUUCGGUCUUCCUGUAGCGUCGCAGAGCAGCGCUGUCAACGCAGCCUUUGGAGCAUCGCAAGAGAUCGUGCGUGAUGCGCCAGACAACGCAUCGAUCGAACGCCUGGCGACGCUGAUGUACGAGGUGGCCGAUGCUGCCGCGCCCAAUACGGACGCUGCCAACAGCUGGCGAGCCCGCCUGGCAAGCUUGGUCACAAGCACCGCUUUCCAGUACAAUCCGAUCAUCCAGUCGCGCGCCUUCGUGCUGCUCGGAUGUCUGGCGCAGGGCGAGAUCGACGACGAUCUGCUGUACCAGAUCCUGGUGUCGUUGCGCGGCUCGUUCUCCGAGUGGGCGAGCAGCAACGCCGACAUGACCUUGAUCAGCAUCGUGACGUGUCUAGGCAAGGUGGUGAAGAUCCUGCCCUCGCGAUCGCGCUACCUGCCGCAGAUGUUCUGGCUCGGCAUUGCGAUGGUGCAGUGCGGCCACAUUCCUUUGUUCAAGGCGGGCGUGGAGCUGAUGCAUUCGACGGUGGAGAGCAUCUGGGAGCGCGGCAUCCCGCUCGGCGAAGGAGACGACCUCAUCAACCACCUUCUGGAUGCCCGCUUCGAAUUCCGCGAUCUGGCCUGCAAGCUGGACGACGAGACGGGCGUCGACUUUGACAUCAACUUUUCGUUUGGCAUGGCAGCGCUGCUGGUGAAAGGGCUGCGACAUCCGUCCACCAAGGAGGCGACGACCAAGCUGAUGCAGUCCAUGCUGCAUCACUGCGGUGUGGAUGGACACGGCGAGCUGCGAUCCAGGAGCGGUCGCAUCUCGGAGCGACAGCUUGGCUUCUUUGUGGGUCUGCUCCCCACCGCAACGCGUCCCGAAGAGUUUGGUCAGCUGCUGGCGCUGGCCGGUGUCGACGCGAGCAUCUGCGAGGCAGCGGUCGAAUCGCGUCGCUCCGGCUACAAGGGAUUGCAAGAGUACCUGGACGUGCUGAACAACCGCAUCGCCUUGCUCCUGGUCACACUCGUCACCUCACUGCUGCAGCACGCCGAGUCGGACGGGGAGCGGCUGAUGCUGUACGGCUUCCUGAACGAGGCGGCGCGCGAGGUGCCUGCGAUCGUCAGCAUCCUGUACGACAGCCUGGCGCCAAGCAUGAAGGACAUCUUUGUCAACUGCUCCAACGGCGCCAUCCUCGAUGCGGUGCACGGCAUCGCCCAGACGGCGGUCAGCCAGCCCUUCUUCGCCGCCCAGGCAAGGGAGACUGCCAAACGCGGAGGCCCCACCGCCUACCUCGUCGAAUCUGGUUACGCCAGCUUGCUAGGCUGCGGCACCUUUGUGCCUCUGAUGGAAGGAAGGAGGCAUGUACUCUGCAAACUCAGCAUUCAGUUGGUGCUCGGUCUGACAGAUGUCGGCACCACGUAG